Zerene cesonia (dogface butterfly) is the source of this 2284-nucleotide messenger RNA. It is a transcript of the gene not, whose product is annotated as ubiquitin carboxyl-terminal hydrolase nonstop. Gene Ontology annotation, molecular function: cysteine-type deubiquitinase activity; zinc ion binding. The coding region runs from base 210 to 1676 and encodes 488 amino acids. The record is from RefSeq and is a predicted model, not a curated record. Gene Ontology annotation, biological process: protein deubiquitination. Lineage: Eukaryota; Metazoa; Arthropoda; Insecta; Lepidoptera; Pieridae. The transcript has 8 exons.
UGUUGUGAGGGGUCGCUGAGGUUCGGUCGUCUUUUAUGUUUCGUUUGUUGUGCUAAAUUGUAAAUGAUAGUGAUUAAAAUACUAUGUUCGUCACAAUAGCCUCGUGGUUUAUAAAAAGUUCCUUGUAAAUCCGUUUUCUCCUUGAAAUUAUUAUUAUCACUCUUAAACUAAGUGUAGCUAAGCUGAGUCGGUUAUUAAUACCACUAAAAAUGAAUGACACAGGCUGUAUACAUUUAAACAAUUUUAAAGCUGCGAAAGGCACAAGUCCAUAUCGGAUUGUGCAUGCAUUUUUUGUUUCGUGUACAUCCUUUGAAGCUAGAAGAUACAAGGCUACAUCAUGUUUGUGUUUUGCUUGUGGUCAGCCAGGACCAAGGAUGCAUUCUUGUCUUCACUGCAUAUACUUUGCCUGUUAUGCUGGUCACAUGCAAGAGCACUCUAAAACCAAAAAACAUUUUCUUUAUGUCGACUUGAGUUAUGGAAAUGUGUUUUGUGCGCAGUGCCAAGACUAUAUAUAUGACAGAGAACUUACUGAAAUUGCAACAACACAUAGAUUGAAAGAAGCUAAGGCGUUAGGGAUGAGUGUGCCGUUCACUCCCUGGAUACCUAACAAUAAUGAAGCAAUGGCUCUCCGUCGCCUGCGGAAAAGGCGUAUGAUCGGCCCCCACACAACCAUUGGUUUACGAGGUCUACAGAAUCUUGGCUCCACUUGCUUCAUGAAUUGCAUCGUUCAAACAUUAAUCCACACACCCCUGCUAAGAGAUUACUUCCUCGGUGAGAAGCAUAAGUGCAAAGCGCAGAGUUCCGGGAAAUGCCUCGUGUGCGAGGUAUCGAAGCUCUUCCAGGAAUUCUACUCUGGCGCCAAAACGCCGCUCACCCUGCACCGACUGCUGCAUCUAAUAUGGACGCACGCGCGCCACCUGGCCGGCUACGAACAACAGGAUGCACACGAAUUCUUCAUAGCCACACUUGACGUGCUUCACAGGCAUUGCAUGAACGGGGUAGAAGAUAACGGAGAAAAGAAGGAGAACGGCCGAUGUAAUUGUAUAAUCGAUCAAAUAUUCACGGGCGGAUUACAGAGCGAUGUUGUGUGCACGUCGUGUUCCGGCGUUUCCACAACCAUUGACCCGUUCUGGGACAUAAGUCUCGACGUCGCCGGCCCUUCUGGGUCCCUCCAGGGCUGCCUGGAACGUUUCACUCGCGCCGAACAUCUGGGAUCUGCCGCGAAGAUCAAAUGCUCGAAUUGCAGAGCGUAUCGGGAGUCCACUAAACAACUCACUUUAGAAACCUUGCCGAUAGUGGCCAGCUUCCAUCUAAAAAGAUUCGAGCAUUCGUCGCAAAUCGAUAGGAAAAUAUCAACGUUCGUCUCGUUUCCGGACGUGUUGGAUAUGACGCCGUUCAUGUCGUCGCAUCGCAGGGCCGUGGACGCCGCCGACAAUAACAAUGCCCCGGAUGGGAUUUUCGAAGAUAAUCGGUAUUCGUUGUUCGCUGUGGUGAACCACUUGGGCUCGCUGGACGCGGGGCAUUACACGGCGUACGUGAGACAGAUGCAAGGGAGCUGGUACAAGUGCGAUGAUCACAUGAUCACUAGCGCCUCGCUGAAGGAAGUGUUGGAUAGUGAGGGGUACCUGCUCUUCUACCACAAAACAGUCCUGGAGUAUGAUUGCGACGUUUCAUAAAUUCUAGAUAAUGAAUACAUAAUGUCCUUAUGUGUAAUGUAAUAAGUAUUAUGCGUCUUAAAUACUAGCCUGUUUUUUCAAUAUAUUUUUUUAGCACUAAAUUCAUCCAAUUGAGUAAAAUCUUGAUUCAUCGUAUCAAGAAGAAUAUUAAAGUCUAAAGCAAAUAUUCGAUAACCACUUUAGUAGGACUGAAUUUCACCAUGAAAUAUAUAUCUAUAUAUAUAUGCAUAUGUAUUCAAAUGAACUUACUUGACGUUUUUAUCUUCUUCAAAGUGUUAUAUAUGUUAUUAGAACGUAGGAGAUAAGUUUCUUAGACCAUGCUUUAUAUUUAUGACUAGCGCGAAUCAAUCACGAAUUUGUUAGUUUAUAAGCUUUAAUGUGUGUAUUCACAAGAUAAAUGUGAACAAUAUGGACUGAAGAAUUCUCAACUAAUAUUUUAGUUAUAUAUCGCUUUAUUGAGCUAGGACGUACUAGUAAUUGUUUGCGAAGUAAAUCUGUAAUCUGUGGUAAGAUUUCUUAUAAAUGUUUUAUAAUUUUAAUUAUUGCAAUUACAAUUUUUCUUUAUCGGAAUAUGUAUCAUAAAAUUCUUUUUCAAUUGUUUGUCCCUU